Messenger RNA from Racocetra fulgida, 811 nucleotides. The record is from the annotation of a GenBank genome assembly. Lineage: Eukaryota; Fungi; Glomeromycota; Glomeromycetes; Diversisporales; Gigasporaceae.
AACCUUGGCACGGGAAUCAUCAGCUUCUAGGGACCAAACUUCUGUAAAUAUUAAUAAUUAUUCACAUCAGAGUUCAAACGUUGACGUUGAAAACAUGGAUAUUUCAUUUGGGAAGGACUUGAUUCAGCCCACAGAAUCAACAGAUGAACAAAACAAGAUUGAUAAAUCUCCUUUACGUCUUUUUAAGAAAAGGUUUUAUCAAAACCUUUUACCUUCUCAUAAUUUAGAUGUAAGAUCAAGUACCAUUCCAGUAGCUAAUGAAAAUAAACAAUCCAAUGCUAAGCAAAUCAAUGUAGAUAAUUUAUUGUCUACCGAUGGCUCUGAUCCGUCUGCCUUCAGAACUGUUUCGGAUCCUCAACAUUUAAAUCUCAAUGAAACAAAACCGGAUUUACCGUUAGAGAAUGUUUGGGAUGUUCUUAUUGAUCCUCAAACAACAGAUAAAGUGCCCGCUAGAUUAAUAAGCAUAUGUAAACUUAAAAAACUAAGAGAGCUUAGAGCUAAUAAUAAUUUAUUGGCAUCACUUACUGCAGACAUUUCAAAAUUGUCUAAAUUACGUUUAUUAUAUUUAGACAAUAACCAACUCACAAGUCUACCUGAUUCUAUUGGCAAAUUGAAAUCUUUAUGUGUACUACGUCUAAAUAAUAAUAAUAUAGAGUCUCUACCGUCAGCAAUAUGCUCUUUACGUCAAUUAAAAGUUCUAGAGUUGAGAGCAAAUUUAUUAACACAGUUACCAGAAAAUAUUAAAGAAUUGGAAAGUCUAGCCAAAUUAGAUGUUUCCAACAAUAGAUUAACAUCACUUCCAAAUGACAUU